AUGGCAAUGUUUGGUGUUAUAGUCUCUGGACGUCUGGUCCAAACCGAAUUUACCCCCAUAAGUGAUAGGCAAUUUGUGACAACCAUACCAGAUGCUGAUAACAUCAAUCACAUUGUGGUGUUUCUAACGGGAGCAGUACCGUUUCCCGAAGGUACAGCUGGGCAAGUUUAUUUUAGUUGGCCAGACCCUAAUGCACCCCCAAACUGGCAACUGCUAGGCUAUAUAUCUAAUCAAAAGCCUUCUGUCAUAUUCAAAGUAUCUAGUCUCAAAAGAUUAGAAGAAAUGGGCGACUACUCAAAUAUGAUGUUCGGACAGAGCCAUAUAGUUCAUAAUGCACAAAUAGGAAUAUCGAUAGAGCCAAUUCAAAAUAUUCAAGAGGGGCCUCAACAAAAUAGUGCUGAACAACAUCUGAAUUUUGCUCAGAAGAUGCUGGAGAAUUUUAUGAAUUAUGUACUUAGCUACUCUGUAACCCAGGCUCAUAUGGUGCCUGAUCCCACUGCUACUUAUGUCCCUUUAUCAACUGUUCAGAAUUGGUAUACAAAUUUUGAAAGGAGACUGCAACAAAACCCAAACUUUUGGAAGUGAGAUUUAGUUCAAUGGCUAGGUUUUAGUUGAAUAUGAACAUCUGAUGCAUUGGCUUAAAGUCAAUAUUUACUUUUGAAGUAAAACUGCUAUUUUAAGCAUUUAUUUUAUAUUUGAGCCAAUUAACCUAUUCUUAGAUUUUACAUACAAUCAUAUUUGUCUAAAAAACUACUGUUAUGUAAUUACAAAUAUUAAGACUUACUACUUCUAUUGUAAUUUAUUAAAUUUCAUUUGAUGUGUGCUUUGUAGAAUUUUGAGUAGUCAUUUAAAGCAUUGAUUAAUAGAUCUUACCUGAUGAUCUCCAACCAAAUACUGUAUCCCUGUGCUUAAAAACAGAUCUGGAAAAAUCUAAGCACCAUCUCUGAGACAGUAGCAGAACACAAAUUUAGAAAUCGGCUUUCAAGAGUGGUUCUGCUACUGACUCAUUGAUGGAGCUAAGAUCUUAAAUUUCUUUUAGACACCUCACUAAUCCUAAAAAGAGCUAGGAUCUUGCAAACCUCUUGUUGGGCGCCAUAUACAGUAGAGGCAAAAGUUGUUUUCCCUUUGGGAUUCUCAUGUCUACAAGAGAGAGAGAAGCAGGGUAGAAAUAGUGCACCAUGAAAAUGCUCAGUGCCCAGCCCCACUUAUAUGGUGCACACUUUCAAACACUCCUCUCUAUUUCUUGCACACAUGGAGAUCCAAAAAGGAGCAUUCAAAGUCAUUUUCCAUGUUAACAGUUAAUUUGAUGUAGCACAUUAUAAAAUUGUGUAAUAUUUAUUUGCUUCACAUCUAUCCAAUUGAUUCCAAUUGGAUCAUUAAUUUAUAUAUUUUUAGAAAUAAAAUGUCUGUGCACAAUUGUUUGUUUAUAGUUUUCCUA
Molecule: messenger RNA, 1438 nt
Organism: Acanthoscelides obtectus
Lineage: Eukaryota; Metazoa; Arthropoda; Insecta; Coleoptera; Chrysomelidae
Source: the annotation of a GenBank genome assembly